Messenger RNA from Brienomyrus brachyistius, 1187 nucleotides. RefSeq names its product leucine rich repeat containing 18a (gene lrrc18a). The record is from RefSeq and is a predicted model, not a curated record. Gene Ontology annotation, molecular function: protein binding. The coding region runs from base 179 to 940 and encodes 253 amino acids. The transcript has 2 exons. NCBI's taxonomy places the organism in Eukaryota, Metazoa, Chordata, Actinopteri, Osteoglossiformes, Mormyridae.
UUUGCAUGCUCCCACAUGUGGGAGAGCAGCAACGUGAAUUUUCAGCCUCCAUUUUUAACAAACAGCUACUUUUCCCUUUUUUUAAUCUGAAGACCCAAUUGAAUUCAAGGAGUCGGAAGGGCUCUGAAAACAUCUCCUCCUCAGAGGCACAUCGGGGAAGGAAAAUCACAGCGGCUCCAUGGCCAAAGGGAAGAAGAAGGCGGCGUCGAAGGGGAAGAAGAUCACGCUCAAGAUGGCCAAGAACCAGCUGAGGCUGACGGCGGACGGCAAACGCAGGCUAGACCUCAGCAACAUGAAGAUUGACGCCUUCCCCAAGUGCCUGCUGAAGAUGGCCGACGUCGACGAGCUGGACCUGAGCAGGAAUGUACUGAGGACCAUCCCUGACUACAUCGACCGCUUCCUCAACCUGCGAUAUUUGGACCUGCACAGCAACCGCAUCGAGCAGCUGCCUGAGGCCCUGGGCCGGCUGCAGACCCUGCGGCACCUCAACCUGUGCAACAACCGGCUGACCGCCACUGGCAUUCCCUCCCAGCUGGGCCGCCUGUCCUCCCUGCGCAGCCUCAACCUGGGCAUGAACCGGCUGGAAACCCUGCCGGCCUGCAUCGGGGCACUGCGAGACCUCCAGGAGCUCGGCCUCUUUGACAACCUGCUCACGUCGGUGCCGAGUGCCAUCCGCGGUCUCCCCAGCCUCCGCAAACUCAACACCCUGCGCAACCCCUUAGCCGCGAGCACCGAGGCCCGGCGGGAGGGGCCCACUGACAGCGUGGAGCACCUCUACCUGGUGAGGGAGGAUAGCCUGUGCAAACUCUGCCUGGGUAAGUGUAGGGAGGACAGGCAGAAGAUCAGCAAGCAGGCCCAGGUCCCUUGCAGGAGGACCGCCUUCUCUGGGCUCGUCGUGCCAAACUCCACAGCCCAGGAAAGCCAGGUCCUGUGGAGGUGAGCGUGGCUGCUUUGGGAGAGCAGCUCUGGCUAAGGGCCAUCUGGACACGGUUGAGUGUUACAUCUGUGUAAUGGGACGUAUUUAAUAUGGCUUCGGCAUCCUGAUUUCUGUUUUUGUGUCGGAGGUUUGACAUGGUCUUUGGUCAUUAGAAAAGGACAGGCUAAAGAGUACAGAAAAAGUAGCAGAGUUUCCCUAAACUGAGCAUAAUGCAAUGCUGUCAUAAAACACUAAUUAAAACGUCAACACA